This is a messenger RNA of Solanum pennellii, 2136 nucleotides long. RefSeq lists its product as uncharacterized. Bases 1 to 2136 code for a protein of 711 amino acids. The transcript is spliced from 5 exons. Gene Ontology annotation, molecular function: protein dimerization activity. The record is from RefSeq and is a predicted model, not a curated record. NCBI's taxonomy places the organism in Eukaryota, Viridiplantae, Streptophyta, Magnoliopsida, Solanales, Solanaceae.
AUGGCGGAUGCUAGCAAAAAGAGGGACAUUGGAUGGAAUUAUGGCACUCAAGGAGCGACGAAAGAUUCGGUUACUUUGAGGCAGCCGGAAGAAUUUGUUGAUAUUGAUGAUCUUGAUGAAAUGAAUGAUUAUGCGGAAAUGAGGCCUCCCUCCAAAACUCAAAAGAUAUCUUCUAGUGGAGGUUCAUCCACCGCACGGAGUGUGACGAAAGGACCUUUGAACCUCUAUUUUUCACAAAAAUCAACACAAAAAGGAGGCUUAGAAAAAGGAGGAGGAAUCGAAGAAACAAAGAAAAUUCUAAGAGAGCGUGCGGUAAGUGCUUUUGCAAUUUGGAUGUAUGAUGCCGGGCUCCCUUUUAAUUGCGUCAAUCACAAAUCAUUCGAUAAAUUUAUUGAGGCGGUUGGACAACAUGGCCCCGGAAUGAAGCCUCCUACAUUCCAUGAAGUUAGAGUCACUCACCUUAAAAAAGAGGUGGAUAAAGUAGAAAAAAUUGUUGAGGAGCAUAAAGUGCAAUGGACAAAGUUUGGUUGUUCCAUUAUGAUGGACAAAUGGACGGCACGAAAUGGCAAAAUGAUCAUCAAUAUUUUGGUGAAUUCUCCAAUCGGUAGUGUAUUUCUUGGUUCGGUUGAUGCUAGCAAUGAAUCUACCGAUUCCACCAAAAUGUACAAGUUAUUUGAAAGCACUAUCGAAAGAAUUGGACCGGAAAAUGUGGUACAAAUUGUCACCGAUAAUGCUAGUGAGAAUGUCAAAGCGGGAAGUAUGAUGAUGGGUGCGUAUCCACACAUUUAUUGGACUCCAUGUGCCGCUCAUUGCAUCAACUUGAUAUUUGGUGACAUAUUCAAGGUUAAGCCAUAUGCUUCCGUUUUUAAGAAGGCCAUCAGAAUCCAUUCUUACAUUAGUCAAAGGCCAUUGUUGUUAAACUUGAUGAGAAAAUUCACCAAAGAAAGAAAUUUGGUGAAACCGGCCAAGACAAGAUUUGCAACGGCAUUCUUAACUUUGAGAGCUAUGUACAUUCAAAGAAAAAACUUGAAAACUUUAGUCCUCUCAACCGAAUGGAAUUCAAGCAAAUUUGCAAAGGAAACUUCGGGGAAAGAAGUUGCCAAUCUUCUUAUUUCUAUCCACUUUUGGAAUGAUGUUGUUCGGGCACUUACAGUUUGUAGCCCUUUGACAAAAGUGCUUCGUUUGGUGGAUGGGGAGAAAAAACCACCAAUGGGUUAUAUUUAUGAGGCAAUGGAUAGAGCCAAAGAAGCUAUUGCACAUGGUUUUCGUGGAGUUCAGAAGCAUUAUGAGAAAGUGUUUCAAAUUAUUGAUGCAAGGUGGUCAGAACAACUCCAUCGGCCUUUGCAUGCUGCAGGCCAUGUUUUGAACCCAGGAUUAUAUUAUAAAGCUGAAGAAGAGGGAACUUUAUUACAGAGUUUGUGGACCGAGUAUUAUGCAUGUGUUGAGAAGUUGGUCCGUGAUACAACAAUACAAGAUGCACUAAUCGCUGAGCUUCCUAAGUACAAAAUGGCGGAUGGACUAUUUGGUUGUGGUCCGGCUAAAAGAGCUAGAGACACAAGGUCACCGGUUGAAUGGUGGUCACUAUUUGGUAGUGAAACACCAAACUUGCAAAAGUUUGCCAUGAAAGUAUUAAGCCUAACUUGUAGCUCAUCUGGAUGUGAGCGAAAUUGGAGUGUGUUUGAACACAUUCAUUCCAAAAAGAGGAAUAGGCUUACACUAUCGCGUCUCAAUGAUCUAGUGUACAUUAAGUACAAUAGAACAUUGAAACGUCGUUAUGAUGCUCGUGAUCUUAUUGAUCCAAUUCGCUUGGAUAACAUAGAUGAUUCAAAUGAAUGGUUAGUUGGAUGCCCCGAAGAUCAAGAUGAUGAACUAGUAUAUGAGGAUGAUGAUCUUACUUGGGGUAGUGUUGCUACGGCAAUUGGAGCGGACGAGAGUAUCUAUCAUCUUAGGGGACUUUCUUCAAGAUCAACAGUACUUAACAAGGGCAAAGGAGUAGAAAGUACAUCUACAAGUUCAUCUUUAAGUAGGACUCGAACACUAAUUGAUGAAGAAUACGAGGAGGAGGAAGAUGAAGAGCAAUAUAAUGAUGUAGAGGAUUUUGAUCUUCAAGAGUUGGAUAAUUUUGAAGAAGAAUAG